UCCGUUGGGGAGAGCAUGGCGUUUGUGAGGUCGUCUUCUGUAAAUAAUAUAUCUCAUUUCUGUAGCGAUACACUGUAUUUAUUCAACCUAUUUCCCAUGGAGAGUAGAUUUACCUAAAUGCUGAAAUCUCACUGUAGAGGGUGACAGUUUUCUGCCAGCAUGUUUUCUGUUUAUCAGCUCGCUAUGCUAACUUUAGCCUGAUAUUUAGCUUCUCAGGACGCUAGCCAUUCAGCUAAUCAGAGGUUAUUACGGGAGCUUGUUUUCAGAAACCUGUAUCUAAAUAAGAUGGAUAUUUGAAAUGGCAUGUCAUCUGUAGCUUCGUGCUGAACUGACGCACAGCAAAGGUCAAGCUUGCCUUGAUGUUGGACCUCCUGCCUAGCAUGCAGCCAUGAGCUCUGCCCUGUGGAGCCAGGAGAAGCCCAGCGGGGGCUUCAGGGAGGACUGGCGCUUCUACAUGGUCAUCAAGGAGUGUACGGUGGAGAAGACCCCCCAGAAGAUCCUGAGGAUCCCCCGGGGCAGCCUCGGUCAGGCCUGCCAGGAGCGCAACAGCCUGGGGAGAACGCUGCCUCCAAACAAGGGCAAGAAGAGUCUCCGCAUCCUGGACCAGACCAACGUGGUGCUGAGCCUGGACGAGCGGGACGUCCUGGAGCUGGACGAGAAGCUGGCAGAGCUGCUGUUCCCCAUCACAAACUGCGAGGAGCGCUACGCCCUGCUCUGCAACAAGUCCCGGCUGGAGCGAGUGCGUGAUAUUGACUGUGGGUCCAAGGUGAGGGUCCAGCUGCGCUCGGGGGACGAACCUCUGCCCGGGGUGGUCCGCUUCAAAGGCUCGCUGCUGCCCGACAGAGCGCUCUCUGGAAUCUGGUUCGGAGUAGAGCUGCUGGAGGAGGGCCGGGGCCAGGGCUUCACCGAGGGAUCCUACCAGGGACGCCAACUCUUCCGCUGUGAGGAUGAGUGCGGUGUGUUUGUGGCCCUGGACAAGCUUGAACUCUGGGAGGAUGACGAUGACGAAGCUUUGGGUGAGCUGGAGGUGGACCACGUGAAUCUGGUGGAAGACGACCAGGACUUUCCUCCUCUGGAGAUCAACUCCAGGGUCCUGGUGCAGACCCGGGACGGGCCGGAGAGAGGGACCAUCAUCUUCUGUGACCUGCUGCCCGGGAAUGAGAGCCUGGGCUACUAUGUGGGAGUAGACAUGGACAAUCCCAUCGGGGACUGGGAUGGUAUGAUCGAUGGGAAGCUGCUGUGUAAUUUUGCCAGUUUGGAGCACACUCGACUCGUACCUAUCUGUGACGUAAUGCCAGAUUAUUCCAUGCAGGACCAAAGGCUGCAAAAGCACAGUUUUGCCCCCAGAGGCACCAACAGUGAAAAGUCGUCCUCUGGCCAAAGCAAACCAAAGAGCAAAGUUGGGGAGGACCCCGCCAAGUCGCUCACUGACACACCUCCCGACUUCAACCAGUCCCCCCCUCCCUCCCGAGCCCCACCCUCCGCCACUCUGUCCACUGACAACAAGUUCCACUCGCUCCCCUUCAGCCUGAACCGUAAGACGGGCCCCAUCGACAGCAUGAGCCACGGCCCCCUGUCGCUGUCCGUGCAGUCGGUGAUGGGGGAGCAGCCCGAGCCCCCGUCGCCCGCCGCCCCCCCAUCGCCGAGGCCUUCGACGCCCCCCCGAGGACAGCCCGGUCUGGAGGUGGGCUCUCUGGUGGAGGUGAAGGAGAACCCCCCUCUGUGCGGGGUCAUCCGCUGGGUGGGCCUCCCCCCCGGCCUGCUGGAGCCGCUCGCUGGGCUGGAGCUGGAGGAGGAGUGUCCUGGUUGCACUGACGGCACGUUCAAAGGCACGCGGUACUUCACCUGCCCUCCCAAAAAAGCUCUGUUUGUGAAGCUCAAGUGCUGCCGGCCCGACUCCCGCUUCCCGUCCCUGCAUCACUCCUCCAACCCCAUCGAGCGCUGCAACUCCAUCGCAUUUGGGGGGUACCUCAGUGAAGUAGUGCAUGAGAACACGCCUCCACGCACAGAGAACGACGGUCUGGAUGUCAUGGUUGGAAAAAAGAAAGGCAUCCAGGGCCACUACAACUCCUGCUACCUGGAUUCAACACUCUUCUGUCUGUUCUCCUUCAGCUCCGUUCUGGACACGGUUCUCCUGAGGCCGCGAUCUAAAACCGAUGUGGAAUAUUACCGAGAGACCCAAGAGCUGCUGCGCACAGAGAUCGUCAACCCGCUGCGCAUACAUGGGUAUGUUUGUGCCACGAAGGUGAUGAAGCUGAGGAGGAUCCUGGAGAAAGUAGAAGCUGCUUCUGGGUUUACAUCUGAAGAAAAAGAUCCUGAGGAGUUCCUCAAUAUCCUUUUCCAUCACAUACUGAGGGUGGACCCGCUACUCAGGCUAAGGUCAGCGGGGCAGAAGGUGCAGGACUGUUACUUCUAUCAGAUCUUUAUGGACAAGAAAGACAAAGUGGGAGUUCCCACAAUCCAGCAGCUGCUCGAGUGGUCCUUCAUCAACAGCGACCUCAAGUUUGCAGAGGCUCCCUCCUGCCUUAUCAUCCAGAUGCCUCGCUUUGGCAAAGACUUCAAAAUGUUCAACAAGAUUUUCCCCUCUCUAGAGUUAGACAUCACAGACCUUCUUGAAGACACUCCGAGGGAAUGUCGAAUCUGCGGAGGCCUGGCUCUGUACGAGUGUCGAGACUGUUAUGAGGACGGGGACAUCACGGCGGGAAAGAUUAAACAGUUCUGUGAAAAGUGCAAUACGCAGGUCCAUCUCCACCCGAGGAGGAAAACCCACCGGCACGGGAAGCUGUCCGUCCCCAAGGAGCUGCAGGAGGGCUCGGGGCGGCAGGGCUCGUUCCCCCGCCAGAGGAUGGAGCUGUUCGCAGUGCUGUGCAUCGAGACCAGUCACUACGUGGCCUUCGUCAAGUACGGCAGCGCGGACUCCUCCUGGCUCUUCUUCGACAGCAUGGCGGACCGCGACGGAGGGCAGAACGGCUUCAACAUCCCGCAGGUGUCCCCCUGCCCCGAGGUGGAGGCGUACCUGAAGAUGAGCCCCGAGGAGCUGCACUCCCUGGACCCCAAGAGCAUCGUGGGCCAGGCCCGCCGCCUGCUCUGCGACGCCUACAUGUGCAUGUACCAGAGCCCCACCAUGAGCCUGUACAAGUAGAACACCUCUCCCCCAGCCACCCCACCUCCCCCCUCCCCAAGGGCAGGAGAUUCCCAGAAAGACCAACAAAGUUAACCCUCUCCAGCCCAGCUCUCCUCUCUGGAGGUGGGAGAGAUGAAACCGAGAGAGGGGGGGGGAGAAGCCUCUUUGCACUGUGCAGUGAAGUGUUGUGUUCUUCAUAUGUAGCUUCCCUGUGUCUCACUGCUGAGCGUCGGUGGUGGAAGAUGGAGCGAGGCCUUAUGAAGACGCACUGGGCAUGCUUGCGUCGCCGCGACUGACAAAACACGUGCAACGAAAACAAGUGGAGCUCGUGGGAUGACCUCCUCCACCUCAUUUACCUUAAGAUAAGAGGAGUCGUGCUAUUCUUAAUCACUGUAACACACGGGGGCUUUUCCACAUCAUGCAGCGCGCAAAGCCUCAUCCAACUCUGCUCAAAAAACGUCUCUUAGUAGCAUAGAUUUCCUGAGGUAGUACCAUCAGCACUAUAGACGCCCCCCCCCCCCCCCCCCCCCCCCCAUGUAAAUGUCUUUCCAGUACAUGUUUCUUUGCAGAUAGCAGUAGCCAUUGUAGAAGUGUCGUACUGCACAUCUCGCUCUAACAAUGCUGCACUUUUUUUCUCCAUCCCCAAGUGGACCUAUCAGGAAACAUUUUGUUUUUGUCCUCCCAUUGGAAGUCACACCGAGUGCUAAUUUGUUGGUCGGGAGACAUCAGAGUUUUGUGUUACAGAAUACAAAUGUGCUUCUCCCCCGGUAAAGAGCGCUCUGCAUUGCAAAUGGCGAGGAGAUGCCAGAUAAAUGCAUGAAGGGAGACUUGUACAAUGGCUGCCGUUGUCGAGCACUCCAUGCAUUCAUGGGGUCAACGAGGUGAAGUCCUGGAAAAAGCCUGGCUGUUUUCUUUCAAUUAAGGGAGUAUGAUGUGAGGAAUUUCACAUGCAGUGUUUUUAAGUGUCUGACUCAUUGUGUUGAUGACUAAAUAUAAAUUAUAUUUUAUGUUUACAAAGCCUUUUUUCUUUUGCCCAUCAUGGCAAGUAUUGACUUUUGCUGCCUUCCAUGAAGAUGUGACAUGCAAUGUUUCACCAGAUAACUAAACAAUAUUAUUUAUUAUAUUCUAAUCCUAAUAUAAACCUGUGUGUGAUCCCUUUUUUAAGGAAAUGAAACAGGGUUGAUGAUACUGCUUUGGGUACUGCUUGUCCCUUUUCACAGUAUAAGGAGUUAUUGUAGUUUUCUCAUAGCAACUACUGAAAGUUAAUAGUAACACGUUGAACAGUGUAAAGUUAACAAAGGAUUGAAAUGAUGACGCACAAGGCUGGUAACCCUUGUGCGCAAUAUAUAUAAGUAUUUAAAGAAACAUUUACAUAUUCCAUUGUAAUCCAAUUUAAAAGUACCUAAAGCAUACCAUGGAUUGAGAAGUAGUUGUUUUUAUAUAUCACACACCAUUGGAUUGAACCAAGAAACUGCACAUGUUGGCAUUAGCCUAUAUAUAUUUUUCCAAAUCACAACUUGAAAAUUGAAGUAGUUGUGAGUAUAAAACAAAAGUGUGAAGUAUGCGGGCGUUUUUUUAAUAAAUGAGGUUCCAGCUGACACUUCCAUUUUGCUCUGUGGUCGUCUCCACUGUCGGGACUUCCUGUGUGAACUCCUUCUGCUGAAGCUCGUCUCUGACUGGAGCCUCGGGGUUUUGAUUUUUGUUUUCCUUUUUCUGUUGCAUCUGUACAGUAUAUACACAUGUAACGGGUGGAAAAUUAAUGUCAGUGAUGUUCCUGUAAAUGUUAACAAAAUAAAGCCCGUUUUGAAGGGUG
This is a messenger RNA of Gymnodraco acuticeps, 4937 nucleotides long. RefSeq names its product cylindromatosis (turban tumor syndrome), a (gene cyld). The transcript has 16 exons. Lineage: Eukaryota; Metazoa; Chordata; Actinopteri; Perciformes; Bathydraconidae. Gene Ontology annotation, cellular component: cytosol. Gene Ontology annotation, molecular function: K63-linked deubiquitinase activity; cysteine-type deubiquitinase activity. Bases 389 to 3142 code for a protein of 917 amino acids. Gene Ontology annotation, biological process: protein K63-linked deubiquitination; necroptotic process; regulation of intrinsic apoptotic signaling pathway. The record is from RefSeq and is a predicted model, not a curated record.